CAGGUUGCGGUGCUAGGUUUCACCGAGAUCGUGUGUUGAAGCCGGCAGGUCCUCCAAAGGGUUCCGAGUGCUGUAGCCCUCGAUGCAUGUGCGGCUGUUUGUGUGUGGGGUGUAGCUUCGCUGACAGAAAGGCUGGUCCCCCGAGAAAAACUUGCGCGCGCGGUUGGCAGCUCUACACUCAUCUGUGGGACCAGACAGGCUAGCUCUCUCUGCACCCACAUUCACUUGCCCAAGGUAAUCCUGGUCAAGGAGAUGAAGACUGCGGUUACGAAGAAUUCUCGGCAGAGCUGGCGCCAAUAACAGUCUCCUCCGUGGGUUCUUCUGACGAUUCCCAGGCUGACAGCAGGCGUGGCAAUUGGGUUAGAGUACUAAUUUGGGACAAUUUCCGAGAUAACUUAGAUUAAAAAAAAAAAAACUUACGGGACAGAAAGAAUAGCCUUCAGCCCUGCUGCCGUUCGAGUGUUCGCGUGCACGCCAGCUUUCUACUAAUAUGCACACGUUGUUAACUGAUGGACUGGCACAAGGGAUCAGAGGUUCUGGGUACCUGACAAGGCGAGGAAUUUAACUACUGUGUUCACGGUUUGAUUGUUGAAAAGAAAAGGAUGAAAUUAUUUGCUGAGCCAAUGCCUAGGUUAGGGUAUUCUCCUAAAGGUCUUGUUGCUUCCCUUUAAUAAAGGAGGAAACAGGUUGGGGGAAGUUAAAGAAUUUAGUUAGUGUGUUACAGCCAGCAUGGAAAGAAGCAGCUGGAAUCUGAGUACAGGGGCGUUUAGCCUGCUUUGGUCUGACCCGUGUUCCGCCAGGCAUAGCACAGACAUGCAGCAGGAAUUGUUGGACAAAUGGGGCUGACAGGAAGACUAGCCGAGGAAGAGGGUGAACAGAGGAACAGUGUCAGAGCCCAGGAUAAAGUCCAAGGCUCACUGUCCUUUCCUACCCUGGAGUCGGUAGAGCUGGACCAUCAUCCAAUCACAGAUAUGACCACAACAGUAGACACCGAGUGGCCCCACGUUUUCACCUUUUCAUACACAUCAGUCCUAUUUACCGAUGGGUGAGGCACAGAGUUUGGAAAAGGGAUUCCCACAGGUCCUCGCUCCCCUCCCACCGACCCACCCACAGGAGGCUUUGAGGCCACCAGGUCUCGCCCUCUGCUUUCUGGGAGCAUCGGCCUCUAGUGGUUCAAAGUCUACACAGUAGCUGGACAGACGCGAACUGGCUGUUCCCAUUCUCUGAUUCUGGGAGCGCAGCUGACAGGCCGUCAGCUCCUGUACUGCAAACCUUUGCCUGGGACGAAGAACCAGACUGGGUGGAGUCUUCUAGAUAGUGACUGACCUUUCCUACGUGACAGAGAAGUGUUUAGAAUGACUGCCCAGCAUUCCCUGAGGGUCCUAGGUGACUGAUGUAGUGACAUCAUCAGAGAAAGGGCAGGUUGCAGACCUCCAGGCUAGUUUCUGCGCACACCAUCCUUUAUGGCCAAACCUCAACCCCACCUACCACUGCACUUUCCUUCCCUGACCUCAAGACCUGGCUCCUGGUUGCUAAUCCAGAUGGGGGCGCCAGAAGACCACUGGAGGCUGCACAGCAAUGACAUGCUCCUGACCUUGCCCACCUGCAGGGACUUGGCAGUCUGUCCCCAGAGCUGCGGUCUUGGUGCUGCAAAUAAAGGUGUCACAUCUCAGGACAAGGAGCUCUUGUCUUCCUGGUUGUUUUUACUGGCUGAGUUCUCAAAUUGCCAAGGAACAGGGACUACCAAGAAAAGAACUGCUCCUUCCUUUGUGGCCCACAGGCCAAAUCAGCUUAGCCAGAGAGGGGUCCAUUAGGCCUGUCCCAGCAGACAUCGGGCCUGAAGGACUCCCGGAGGACCCAGGCCGCCCCUGAAAGUUUCCUACCUCCUUACCCAGGGGAGCAAGUGUGAGCUUGGAGCUUCCUGUCCUUUGCUAGGACUCUGACUUUGGGCUGUCUGCCCUUCUCCUCUACCCCUGGAGGGGAAGUCUACAGUGCCUGUGGAUCUGGGAGGCAUGUUCAGGAGCUCAGCAGCCAUCUCAGUGCACCUGGUGUGGCCGCUCUGGGGAAGGAAGGCUGGAGCCUCACUCACCCGGUGUUUGCACCAGACUCUCACCAUGGCCAAACAGCUGCCGGCUCGAAGGCUGAAUGGGAUUGAUCACAACCCCUGGGUGGAGUUUGUUGAACUGGCCAAAAAGUAUGAUGUCGUGAACUUGGGUCAGGGCUUCCCCGACUUCCCACCUCCGGACUUCGCUGUGCAAGCUUUUCAGCAGGCCGUCAGUGGGGACUUCAUGCUGAACCAGUACACCAAGGCAUUUGUGAGUCUCCUGCAUCUCCUGAAGGUCCUGAAGGACAGGCACCAACACCACAUAGGUCCCAGUGCAGAAGGCAGAUCGGGAACCCUUCACGAUCAAAGCAUCUGGUCCAGCCUGGGAGGAAGGAGGACGUGGAACAUGGGUUACCCACCACUGACAAAGAUCCUGGCAAGUUUCUUUGGCAAGCUGCUGGGACAGGAGUUGGACCCACUCAAGAAUGUGCUGGUGACAGUGGGUGCCUAUGGGGCCUUGUUCACAGCCUUCCAGGCCCUGGUGGACGAAGGCGAUGAGGUCAUCAUCAUAGAACCUGCUUUUGAUUGUUAUGAACCCAUGACCCUGAUGGCUGGAGGUCGACCCGUGUUUGUGUCCCUGAGGCCGAGCCCUGCUCCUAAGGGACAAUUGGAAUCCACCAAUGACUGGCAAUUGGACCCCACAGAACUGGCGAGCAAGUUCACACCUCGUACCAAGGCUCUGGUCCUCAACACACCCAACAACCCUCUGGGAAAGGUGUUCUCUAAGACAGAGCUGGAGCUGGUGGCCGACCUGUGCCGGCAGCAUGAUGUCCUGUGCAUCUCUGACGAGGUCUACCAGUGGCUGGUCUACGAUGGGCACCAGCACAUCAGCAUCGCCAGCCUCCCUGGCAUGUGGGGACGAACCCUGACCAUCGGCAGCGCAGGCAAGAGCUUCAGUGCCACCGGCUGGAAGGUGGGCUGGGUUUUGGGUCCAGAUAACAUCAUGAAACACCUUCGGACUGUGCAUCAGAACUCUGUCUUCCAUUGUCCCACCCAGGGCCAGGCCGCCGUAGCCCGGUGCUUUGAGCGGGAGCAGCAACACUUCGGACAACCCAGCAGUUACUUCUUACAGCUCCCACAGGCCAUGCAGCUGCACAGAGACCACAUGAUCCGUAGCCUGCAGUUGGUGGGCCUCAAGCCCUUGAUGUCCCAGGGCAGCUACUUCCUCAUUGCAGACAUCUCAGGCUUCAAGAGCAAGAUGCCCGACCUGCCUGGUGCUGCGGAUGAGCCCUACGACAGACGCUUUGCCAAGUGGAUGAUCAAAACCAAGGGCCUGGUGGCCAUCCCUGUCUCCAUCUUCUUCAGUCAACCCCAUCAGAAGGACUUCGACCACUACAUCCGCUUCUGUUUUGUGAAGGAUGAGGCCACACUCCAGGCCAUGGAUGAGAGGCUGCAGAAGUGGAAGAGAGAGCUCCAGUCCUGAGGCUCCUCAGCCCUCCCCACACAGUGGGGCUCAGCUGGGCCGAUCCCAGGGAUGGCACUAGAGGGCCCAGCUCUGUGACUGGACAUGCUUCCAGGAAAGAGGCCAUUUACUUGGGGGUUUCAGCAAUCUUUCCCCAUCGUGUCUGGACUGCUGUCUUGGGUUGAGCCUCACUCUACUCCUCUGUGGGUUACUUGAGGGUUGUGGUUAUUUCUGGCCUCUCUGCCUGAGAUGGAGUACCAGGCCUGGAGUCCCAGCCUCACCCCAGCCUUAACUUAGCCCUGCCGAGGCUCAGGGCUCUCCGUCUCUGCUCAUGUGACUUCAGGACAUUGCUUCUGGCUUGAUUGCUUUUGUUCCUAAUAAAGUUUUAAGUUAUUAGAGCC
Peromyscus leucopus (white-footed mouse) is the source of this 3907-nucleotide messenger RNA. It is a transcript of the gene Kyat1, whose product is annotated as kynurenine aminotransferase 1. Gene Ontology annotation, biological process: biosynthetic process. Gene Ontology annotation, molecular function: pyridoxal phosphate binding; L-kynurenine:2-oxoglutarate transaminase activity. Gene Ontology annotation, cellular component: cytoplasm; mitochondrion. The transcript is spliced from 15 exons. Bases 2013 to 3527 code for a protein of 504 amino acids. Lineage: Eukaryota; Metazoa; Chordata; Mammalia; Rodentia; Cricetidae. The record is from RefSeq and is a predicted model, not a curated record.